This is a messenger RNA of Misgurnus anguillicaudatus (oriental weatherfish), 2511 nucleotides long. It is a transcript of the gene tgfb1b, whose product is annotated as transforming growth factor, beta 1b. The record is from RefSeq and is a predicted model, not a curated record. Gene Ontology annotation, biological process: regulation of cell population proliferation; transforming growth factor beta receptor signaling pathway. Lineage: Eukaryota; Metazoa; Chordata; Actinopteri; Cypriniformes; Cobitidae. Gene Ontology annotation, molecular function: cytokine activity; growth factor activity. Gene Ontology annotation, cellular component: extracellular region.
AAACCAGUUUUAUCAGUACUCUUUUCACAUCUCUUUACAUAGUUCUGUAAAAUGUUUGCCAUAUGAUCUGUCUUUUAGAGAUAAUGAGAAUCAACCCCAGUGACUAAAAAUUGUCACUUCCUGUGUGGAGUUUUUGCCUAAGUACAGACUCACACAGACCAUCGGCAGGCUGUGUUGAGUAAGAGUACAUAACAGGACGAGUGUAGUAGAUUUAAAAUAUAUAUAAACCGUGCAAUUGAGCUUUUUGUAAAUGCUGUAAACGGGACCUCAAGGCAUUUGCAGGAUUAGGAGUCUGUUCUCUAAAGAGUUUAAACGCAAACUAGGGGUUUACAGAACAAAGGGCGAACGCACAAAUCACUUAUAUUAGUUUUGAACCUCUGAAAAGAUUUGGAUGGGAAACGUGAAAUACUUAAACUGAAGUGCUGUAACUUCCAUUGUGUACCAUUAUAAUGUGACGGACCUCUGACCUGACUGGCCCUUGGUUUAUGGAGCAUUAGACCUCCAUGUGCUACAUUACUUACAGCUCACCAGUCUACCUUCUUUAAGCGUUCAUCGGCACGUUCAAAGACUGACCAUGAGAGCUGAGAGAUUAUUACUGGCACUGCAAUGCCUGUUAGGAUUUGUGCACUAUUGUGCUGCCUUGUCGACUUGCAGUCCUCUAGAUUUGGAAUUGAUAAAGAGAAAGCGCAUCGAAGCCAUUCGCGGUCAGAUCCUCAGCAAGCUCCGACUGCCCAAGGCACCAGAAGUGGAUGAAGAAGAAGCUUCCCAAGACGUUCCUGCAGAACUCUUGUCCGUCUACAACAGCACUGUGGAGUUAAGUGAAGAGAAGGCAAAAGAACCUGUUUCACGUACAGAAGAAAUAACGGAGGAGGAAUACUAUGCUAAAGAAGUUCACAAGUUCCAAAUUGAAAUAAUGGAAAGCAACCCAAGCAAUUACUUAUGGUUCAACAUCACAGAGAUAAAUCAGACAUUGGGAUCAAAAGGCAUCAUUCAUCAGGCAGAGCUCCGUCUGCUUGUGCCCAGAAAAAGAAUUGCUACAGAUCCUUCUGUAGAGCAAAGAGUGGAGCUAUACAAGGUCAUCGGGGAAAAUACCCGCUACCUGGAUUCGCUCUUCAUUACCAAAACACAGGAUCAAAAAUGGGUGUCCAUUGAUGUGACUCAGACCUUGAAAGACUGGCUGCAAAAGUCAGAGAAAAAACAAGGAUUUCAACUGAAGCCACACUGUGAUUGUCACAGUGGAAAAAAUGAAGGAAAAAAUGAAGUCCCAAUAGCAGCUUUGUUUCGUACAAGAGGUGAUAAAGCACCUCUAAACGCACUUAUAAGACCCCACAUGUUAGUGAUGUCACUUCCUGCUGACCGCCAGAGUUAUUCGAAAUCUCGCAGUAAGCGUCAAGCAGAAACAGAUGGAGUUUGUACUGAAAAGAACGAUGGCUGCUGUGUGAGAAGUCUGUAUAUCGACUUCCGCAAUGACCUAGGCUGGAAGUGGAUACACAAACCUUCAGGUUAUACUGCCAACUAUUGCAGUGGCUCUUGUUCUUACUUCUGGUCUUCAGAAAACAAGUACUCGCAGGUGAUUGGACUAUACAGACAUCAUAAUCCUGGUGCCUCUGCUCAGCCUUGCUGUGUGCCUCAGGUUCUCGAGCCAUUGCCUAUUAUUUACUAUGUAGGGAGGCAGCAUAAAGUAGAGCAGUUGUCAGAUAUGAUCGUGAAAACCUGCAAGUGUUGCUGAGUUCACAUUUUCCAUGUGGUCCUGAUGAAAAGGACACCUGUUAUUUUUUCAUUUUUGGUUCACAAACAAGUUUUUCACUGUUGUAUAUUAUGGUGUAAAUAUUAUUCCACAUAUGCCUACAGUUUGAUGUACAUGUCGUCAUUUCACUAAGUACAAUAUAUGAAGGUGCCAACUGUAUUUUACAGAUAACUCCCAGAAUUAAAUGUGAAUUUUCUUACCACAAUGAAUUUUUUUUUUAUAAGUUUAUUUAAAUAAACAACUGAAAAUUGUGCAUGUACUGUAAAAAUUCCUUGUUGCACUUAAAUGUUUAAAUUUAAACAACUUUUAUAAAAUAAGUUGUAAUAACUUAAGUCCAUUCAAUUUAUUUUUUAUUUAUUUAUACCAACUCCUCACUAGUCAAGAAAAUGGAAAUAAAUUAUUAAUUUAAAUUGUUUAAACGUAAAGUUUUAAGUGCAAUAAGGAAUUUUUACAGAUUUGUUUAUAACCAACCCAACAGAAAGUGCUGGGCAUGUUUUAAUUGCACAAACUGUAUAUACUGUAGUUGUCACGCUCCUAGUUUGUCUGCAUAUAUCUGUUUCCAAUGCAUUCACGUACAUUUUUUUCAUAAUGCUGCUCCACGGCCCCUCACCUGUCUCCAUUUUGUUAUCAUCCACUGUUAUCUGUCACCCCAUUUCCUCCGGUUUUGUCUGAUCUUGUCUGUGUUUAAACUGCUAAUGCUCAAUGUUAUGGUGCCUUUCAUGUAAGAUUAUUUUGGUUUAUUACAAUAAAUACUCACGUCUGCA